GGCAGGCGCGGAGCGGCGCAAGCCCGGCGGCCGCAGGAAGGGGAGGGAAGGCAGGGCAGAGCGGGCGGCGCCAUCAUGCGCGCUCCGCCGGGGCUGGUGCGGCUGCUGGCGGCGCGGGGGUGGGGGCGGCCGCCGCGCCGCUGCCUCGGCGGCAUGGCCCGCUACGGCACGGAGCAGCGGGGGCGGCCCAACUCUCCCGAUUACCGCCUCUACUUUAAGAAUGCAGAUGGUAAAUAUAUUUCCCCAUUUCAUGACAUUCCACUGUUUGCUGGAUCUAGAGAGGAUAAAGAGAUUCCUGCAAAGAGGUCCAAGACUACUGGAAGUGAGGUCCUGUUUAAUAUGAUUGUAGAAGUACCUCGUUGGACGAAUGCAAAAAUGGAGAUUGCCACUGAGGAGCCGUUGAAUCCCAUUAAACAAGAUAUAAAGAAAGGCAAGCUUCGAUAUGUGGCAAAUAUCUUUCCUCACAAGGGUUAUAUAUGGAAUUACGGUGCCCUCCCACAGACGUGGGAAGAUCCAAGCCAUACAGAUAACAUUACAGGAUGCUGUGGGGAUAAUGAUCCUAUUGAUGUUUGUGAAAUAGGUUCAAAGAUUCGUUCUUCUGGUGAGAUUGUUCAGGUGAAAAUCUUGGGUGUCUUAGCUCUUGUUGAUGAAGGAGAGACAGAUUGGAAGAUAAUCGCUAUCAGUGCGGAUGACCCAGAAGCUCAGAAAAUCCAUGAUAUUGAUGAUGUCAGGAAGCACAAACCAGGUUACCUUGAGGCUACGGUUGACUGGUUCCGUUUAUAUAAAGUUCCUGAUGGUAAACCGGAAAACCAGUUCGCUUUUAACGGAGAAUUUAAAGACAAGGAUUUUGCUGUUGAAAUUAUUAAAUCCACCCAUGAAUACUGGAAAGCUUUGCUUCAUAAAAAAGCUGAUGGAGGUACUAUUAAGUGCAUGAAUGUUCUGGUGAGUGGCAGCCCAUUUUGUUGCAGUGAGGAGGAUGCCCGAUCGAUUGUGCAGUCGGUUUCCUGUUCAGGCGAGAAAAAUGUCCUGCAGGUCUGAUGCUUUCAUGUGCAAAUGCUAACGGAGGAGAAUUUCUUCCAUUUCAACAUAUGCUAGUUUGGAUGCCAGAAAUUAAGCAAAGUUACCAGAAAUUACAUGGAGAAAAGUACCCCCAAGUAUUACGUGUUGGGAUUUUGGGGGGUUUUUGUUUGCUUGUUUUUCUAACAUAGGCUAUGAUUGAGCCUGUGCUCCUGACCACAGGAACAUGGCAGGUAUUUUGUACGUGUGCAUGGCUGCCUGGGCAGCCAGUAUUUUGCCCCAGUGGUCCCAGUAAUUAUGCAAGUGCAGGUGUCAAAGGAGAUGCCAUCCACUGUCUGUGGAGUUAAUGUUCCAACAGCAUUUCUGGUAAGAAUAUGUUGUCCUGAGUGGCAUUUUGUGACAACCAAAUAAGGCUGUCAGUUGCAAAGAAAAGUUGGUUUAAGUCCUAAAGAAGUGCCGAACCAAACUGUUUUCCUAUUUAGGUCUCUUGCUUUCAGCGCUUCUUUAAAAGUACCUUUAUGGUUGCACACGUGAAUGUUGAUUAAUGGGACCAUAACUUUUAAAUGAAAGAAAAAAAUCAUUUUGGACUUCGAAUAUGUUUUUAGAUGUGUCAGGCAAAUAUUUACCUCCUCUGUACUUCAAAAUUUACAAUAACUUCUAGUGAGUGUUUAAAUGCAACUAAAAUUUCAAGUUCAAAAGUAUUUGGGUGGUAACAAACCUGCAAAGGAAUUUUUCCUUUGCAUUCUGUGCUGUUUGUAUUUUGAAGCAUGUAGAGUAAAUAAUCUGUUUACAUCGGCA
Messenger RNA from Phalacrocorax carbo (great cormorant), 1815 nucleotides. The record is from RefSeq and is a predicted model, not a curated record. NCBI's taxonomy places the organism in Eukaryota, Metazoa, Chordata, Aves, Suliformes, Phalacrocoracidae.